This is a messenger RNA of Drosophila busckii, 1089 nucleotides long. RefSeq names its product transcription factor SPT20 homolog. NCBI's taxonomy places the organism in Eukaryota, Metazoa, Arthropoda, Insecta, Diptera, Drosophilidae. The transcript is spliced from 2 exons. The record is from RefSeq and is a predicted model, not a curated record. The coding region runs from base 72 to 902 and encodes 276 amino acids.
UUACAUAUAUAUUUUGUGUUGCAAAAUUAGUAAUUUAUUUAUAAAGAAAUAAAAACAAAAGAAUAUAAACCAUGAGAGCUGCAAGUAAACGUAAAAAUGCCGCUCGAUUGCAACAUUCGACUCAAUUCUCCAGAUUUCCAGCACCGAGCAUACAACAUCAAGCUUUCUAUACACACCAACCCGCAGGAAGUAGCCUCAAAUCCAAGCAAGCAGCACCAGCAGCAACACCAGCAGCAGCAGCAACAGCAGAUAAUAGUCUGCAACAGCGACAGCAACAGUUGUUGCAGCAGCAGCAACAGCAGCAACAGCAGCAAUAUUUGGCACAGCAACAGCUGCAAGGAGGACAGGCAAAUCUGCCCAGCUAUGCGGAUCAAAUGCAGUCGGCCUUCCUUGACUACCAGCGUCAGCGCUUGGAGUUUGAGCAGCAACAACAGCAGCUGCUGCAAAAGCUCUACACGUACUAUCCCGAUGUAUCGGCCACACAGCAGCAACAGCCAUCAGUCCAACAGCAGCAUACCCAGCAAGUAUUGCAGUCACAGCCAGCUGCCGCUGGCACACGCUACAUUGCGCGACAGCAAAUCGGCAGCAACAAUGGCUUGCAAGCGCAGCAGGAGUCGCAGUCACGACCACAACAACAGCAGCAGCAGCAACCUUUUGGCCCCAGUUACUACUCAACUCAGCAGCACGUUGGCUUCAUGCAACAGCAACAGCAGGAUGUGUUGCGCGAUCAGCAGCAAACAGUUGCCCAACAAUUCGCCACAGGGCAGUUGGCGCCAAGCACCACACAAAACUUUGGAAUGUCAAUACCAGAGUCCACCGUAUUGGGUGCUCCAUCGUAUCAAUCUUCCGCCGAUGUUUCACACGUGAGAUUCUCCAGCGGCAAUCUCAACUAUAAUUUCUAAAAGGGUGUCUCUGAAUGCAUAGCCGCCAGUGGUGUCGCUGAAUUUCACGUCUCUCACGGAUAUUGUCUCUCUAUAUUUAACUUUUUAUUUUUUUUUUUGGAUUUUUUUUUUGAGAAAUUAAUUGUAAUCUAUUUCUAAGAUUAAUUUUUGUAAAAAUUGGGUUCAAUGCAGCAGCGUAGAAAUAAAU